Alligator mississippiensis (American alligator) is the source of this 2736-nucleotide messenger RNA. It is a transcript of the gene GSN, whose product is annotated as gelsolin. The record is from RefSeq and is a predicted model, not a curated record. Gene Ontology annotation, molecular function: phosphatidylinositol-4,5-bisphosphate binding; actin filament binding. Gene Ontology annotation, cellular component: cytoplasm; actin cytoskeleton. Bases 277 to 2511 code for a protein of 744 amino acids. Gene Ontology annotation, biological process: actin filament severing; barbed-end actin filament capping; actin polymerization or depolymerization. NCBI's taxonomy places the organism in Eukaryota, Metazoa, Chordata, Crocodylia, Alligatoridae. The transcript has 18 exons.
GGUGCCACUAGGCGAUUCCCAUCCCUCCAGCGGUGCCUGUCGUGGCAUAAGGAAGUGAGACGGAGCGAUUCACAGGGAUGGGAGGAAGCACUGAUUAACUUGUGGGAAGGAGGAGAAGUGACGUGGGGCGAUAUAGGAUGUGUCGUUGCAAGCUGGCAGCCUAGACAGCCUGGUCCUGUCCAAGCUCCGUGUCUCUUGUCGUGUUAUAAUUCAGCAGGGAAGAAAGAGAGAGAGAGGGGGGAAAAAAAAAAGUUUGGGAAGAGUGUUAAAAAAAUUAUGGGGAUGACUUGUUUCAAGGAGGCCUCAUUACCUGUCAGCAUGGUGGAGCACGCUGAGUUCCUGAAAGCUGGGAAGGAGCCUGGCCUCCAGAUCUGGAGGGUUGAGAAAUUCGAUUUGGUUCCCGUGCCAAAAAACCUAUACGGGGAGUUUUUCACUGGAGAUUCCUAUCUGGCUCUGAACACCAUCAGGCAGCGGAGUGGCAAUCUGCAGUACGACCUGCAUUUCUGGUUAGGGGAUGCCAGUUCCCAAGAUGAGCGCGGUGCAGCUGCCAUCUUCACCGUCCAGAUGGACGAACAUCUGCAGGGGAAGGCUGUCCAGCACCGGGAGGUGCAAGGGCACGAGUCCUCGACUUUCCUGGGAUACUUCAAAUCCGGCAUCAAGUACAAAGCUGGCGGGGUGGCUUCUGGCUUCAAGCACGUGGUUCCCAAUGAAGUGACUAUCCAGAGACUGCUGCAGGUUAAAGGCAAACGAGCACCCCGAGCUACCGAGGUCCCCGUGACCUGGAACAGCUUCAACAAAGGAGACUGCUUCAUCCUUGACCUGGGCGCUGACAUCCACCAGUGGUGCGGCUCCCAAAGCAACCGCCAGGAGCGCUUGAAGGCCACGCUAGUGGCCAAGGGAAUCCGGGAUAACGAGCGACACGGCCGUGCCAAGGUCUACGUCAUAGAGGAAGGGUCGGAACGGGAGCAAAUGCUGGAGGUUCUGGGACCAAAGCCUGGCCUGCCAGAGGGAGUUGCCGAUGAGCAACAGACUGAUGCCGCCAAUAGAAAGCUGGCUAAGCUGUACAAGGUAACCAAUGGGGCAGGGAACAUGGUGGUCUCCCUGGUGGCAGCUGAGAACCCCUUCUCCCAGGCUGCGCUGAUCUCAGAUGACUGCUUCAUCCUGGACCAUGGCACUGAUGGGAAAAUCUUUGUGUGGAAAGGCAAGAAGGCCAACUCUGAAGAGAAGAAGGCUGCUCUGAGAACUGCCACGGAGUUCAUUGAGAAGAUGCAGUAUCCCAAACACACCCAGAUCCAAGUCCUGCCCGAGGAAGGCGAAACACCUUUGUUCAAGCAGUUCUUCAAGAACUGGCGGGACAAGGACCAGACGGAGGGGCUGGGGGUGGCCUAUGUCUCCAGCCACAUUGCCAACAUUGAUAAGGUGCCUUUUGAUGCUGCUACGCUGCACACCUCCAAGGCUAUGGCUGCCCAGCAUGGCAUGGAAGACGACGGCUCUGGCAACAAGCAGAUCUGGAGAAUAGAAGGCUCUGCUAAAGUGGCCGUGGAUCCCUCGAGCUACGGCCAGUUUUACGGCGGAGACAGCUACAUUAUCUUGUAUGACUACAGGCACGGAGGCAAGCAGGGACAGAUCAUCUACACUUGGCAAGGUGCAAACUCCUCCCAGGAUGAAAUCGCCACCUCUGCCUUCCUCACUGUGCAGCUGGACGAGGAACUGGGAGGCACCCCAGUGCAGAAACGAGUGGUGCAGGGGAAAGAGCCACCUCAUCUCAUGAGCAUGUUCGGUGGGAAGCCUUUGAUUGUCUACAAGGGUGGGACCUCCAGGGACGGAGGCCAGACGGCACCUGCAAAUACACGUCUGUUCCAGGUCCGCUCGAGCACCUCUGGAGCUACCCGAGCGGUGGAGCUGGAUCCUGUUGCCAGUGAGCUGAAUUCCAACGAUGCCUUUGUCCUAAAAACUCCCUCCGCUGCUUACCUGUGGGUGGGCCAAGGGGCCAGCGCCACUGAGAAGUCUGGAGCUCAAGAGCUGCUGAAGGUCCUGGGAGCUCGCCCUGUACAAGUUGCUGAGGGCAGCGAGCCAGAUAGCUUUUGGGAAGCACUGGGUGGAAAGGCAGUUUAUCGCACCUCCCCACGGCUGAAGGACAAGAAGAUGGAUGCUAACCCCCCUCGCCUCUUUGCUUGCUCAAACAAGAGUGGACGUUUUAUUAUUGAAGAGGUUCCCGGGGAGCUGACCCAGGAUGACCUUGCCGUAGAUGAUGUCAUGAUCCUUGACACAUGGGACCAGGUCUUUGUCUGGAUUGGAAAUGAAGCACAGGAAGAAGAAAAGACUGAGGCCUUGACAUCUGCUAAAAGGUACAUUGAGACUGAUCCAGCUGUCCGAGAUAAGAGAACUCCUAUUACUAUCAUCAAGCAAGGGUUUGAACCGGCCACCUUCUCCGGCUGGUUCCUGGGCUGGGAUGAUGAUUACUGGACUGUUGAUCCUCUGCAAAGAGCCAUGGAUGAACUGGCUGCCUAAGCAAAAAGCAUUUUUCUUUUGGAGUAGAGUCAGCUUGGUGCCUUCACUACCUACAAGUGCUACUUCCUCCUGCAGGACACACAUUAAUGUGGCAACUGUUUUUAAUAGCCAGAUAGCUGUGCAAUAAUUAAAGAAUUUAAUGACCAGUCAUAUCACCUUCCCUGCUGCUUUGAAUACGGUAUUUAAUACAAUAAAGCUUAUACGGAACAAGUGAAGACUAAAAAA